Formica exsecta is the source of this 3401-nucleotide messenger RNA. Its product is annotated as serine-rich adhesin for platelets-like. The record is from RefSeq and is a predicted model, not a curated record. Lineage: Eukaryota; Metazoa; Arthropoda; Insecta; Hymenoptera; Formicidae. The transcript has 3 exons. The coding region runs from base 877 to 2913 and encodes 678 amino acids.
AAUAAAUAAAUAUAAGAAUAUAAAUAAUAAGAAUUAUUAUAUAUAAGAAGAAACUUUAGAUUAUGGACAAAAAUUAGAUUAUGAUGUUGCCACUUUAUACUUGUACUUUUCAUACAUAUUUACGAAAAAAUGACUAUAUGUAUGUGUGAAAUAAGUUCUUUAAAUAAAAAUUUGUGCAUAAAAUAAAAAUAGUUGAGUCAGCUUAAAAGUACGUCGCAUUGAGAGCUCUUUGUCCUCGCGAGCAAUAUCCAAGCAGAAAUUGAGAUUGUCUCGAAACGUUGGAAAUAUCAGAAUCAAAUAUGACAGUACUGUGCAAUAAAAAAGGGACAAACUUGACCGAACGUAUUAUCAAGCAUGUCAACACGCGAUUGUCAACACAACAGAAUUGCUCCAAAAAUAAUAAAAAAGAAAGAUAAUAAUAACAAACGUAUGAAGGAUUUUUAUUAGUUUCUAUUUUAUUUGAGGACACUCGACGUCUUCUUUGAUUAAUGUGAUUUCUUUAAUUAAUGUAAUUUAUGAUUUGUUUGCAUUGUAUGGUGGUAAGAUUUCGUGACGAUUUAAAGCCAAAUCACGAUUCUUAAGACUCAUGCGUCUUCUCUGCAACUAUAUUGGAUUAUAACGUCGGAAACGGAAAAUCAUAUAAGUGAGAACACAGAAGCAUUAACGCAAUUAUAUAUUAACUUUUUUGCUAAGAUUUACUUUAGUCAUUUGUAAUAAGAGUAAGCUAAUAUCAUAUAAAUUCUUUGAUUAAGAAUUUUUCAAAUGUUUGUUUUGAUUCACAAAAAAUGAAGUAAAGCGUAAAUAUAUAUCAAAGUAACUUGAGAGAUAUGUUAUUAAUAAAUUGUGCUGGUUUUACAUUUUUGCAGAGAGUUUUCCAUGGAAAAGACCGAUGGCUAUGUUGAAGAUUCCUUUAAUUCACAAUCAAAUGAAGAAUUAUUGAUUGUCAAGAACCUGGAACUAAAUAAGGAACUAAAUGUUAAAGAAGAGAUGCAGGAAGAGGCGUCCAAAAAAAUACAAGCAAUUUUAGAUUCAGAAAGUUCCCUGCUUUCAAAGAAAUGCAAAGAAACAAAGAAUUUUAAAAUAAAUUAUGACGAUUAUAAAAUAACACCUACACCAUCCGAAAGCUCAAGGCUGUCUUGGGACUCUUAUGGAUUUAAACAUAUGAAACAUAAAAUAACACCUACACCAUCCGAAAGCUCAAGGUUGUCUUGGGACUAUUAUGGAUUUAAACAUAUGAAACAAAGUAAAAUUAUGAAUUCAACAAAACGUUCCAACAAUUCACAUUCAAUUGCAUCAACUUCAUCUACACCUAUGGUAUCAGAUGAUCAAGGGAAAACUACAGAGGAGAAAGUUAUGGACCAUAUGGAUUCUGCAGAUUUCAUGUCAAAAUCAAUCUCUAAGGAUGAAUUAUUACAAGAUCAGGUAUUAGCAGAAUAUGAGGCACAUAGAAAAGAUACGGAAUGUAACUCUUUAAUUAACAAAAUAAAUAAUGUAUCGGGAUCGCUUGAUAGCGAUCUAAUUAGCGAGCAUAAUACGGAGCUGUUCCCUACGGAAUCGUCCCCUACGUCCUCUGCAGACUCUUCCUAUAUAUUCUCUUCUGAAGUGAUUGCGCCACCGUCUACGCCAAUCUUUCAAUCUGAGGACACUUCAGUGGAAGAUUCGGAAAAAAAAGAAUUUACAGAUUCCACGAUAAAUAUUCACUAUAUUAGAAACAUUUUAUCUACAUUUAAAUCAGAUAGUCAACCGAAAACUACAAAUGAUGAGGAAAUUAUGGACUCUAUGAAUUCUGCAGAAUUGAUAUCAACACAGAUGUCUAAAAAAGUGGAAGUGGAAGAUAAUGAUAAAAAAGAAUCUACAGAUUCAACGAUAAAUAUUCACGAUAUUGGAAACAUUUCAUCUACAUCUAUAUCAGAUAGUCAAUCGAUAACUACAAAUGAUGAGGAAAUUAUGGACUCCAUGAAUUUUGUAGAAUUGAUAUCAACACAGAUGUCUAAGAAUGAAUUAUUACAAUGGGCAUAUAUAAUUUUCUUUAUUUAUGUGUUACUAUCUUCAUUAAAAAAAGAGAUUAUCCAAAAAGUUACUCCUUCAAAACCAAUUCUUGUGAUAACUUAUGAUAAGGCUCGAAAAGACAAAAAAUCAGAAAACAUUCACGAUAUGAAAGUAAAAAUUCAUCGAAAGAAAUGUUCGUCGAAAUGUUCCACAUGUUUGAAAUGUUUUAUAAUCUUAUUAAUAUUAAUUCUAUCUCUAUUUUUAUUUCAAUUUUAUUUCCGUUUUGGACUUGUGCGGGAGGAGAGGACGGAUGAGAAUGAUGAGUACGCUGACAUUUUUGCGACUGCUAUUGUCGAAUUGGAGGAAGGGAUACUCGAUCACGAUGCAACCGUACGAGCCGUGACCAAAUAUAUUGAGCGAGAUACACCUAUUUUAAAAGUAGUAGCUCUCAUCGGUGAUACAAGCGUCGACAAACCAUACACGAUGGACAUUAUAAAAAAAAAAUUACGCAAAAGGAGGAGAAACGGUCUCUCACCUUCGUUUCCGACCUUUAUUGUCUUGGAGAAUUUGAGAGUAGAGCAUUCUAAAGUCGUUAUAAACUAUGUUAACACGUAUCAAGAAGCAUAUGGCAAUCGGGAGUUUACCAUAUUGGCCGUUUUUAAAGUUGAGCAGAUUGAUGACGAUUCGACGCGUGCAGAUCUUAACCACACUAUAAACGCAGUAAAAGAUUUUUUUAUCAAAGCGAAUAUUAUUAUGAAAAUUAUUCCCUACAAACCUUUGAGCGAGGACACAAUAGAAAAACACAUUAGGAAAACUGCGAAAAAUAUCGGACAAACGUUCUCCCAAGAUCAAAUCGAUUAUUAUAAACGACGUUUGAUAGAAGAUGAUACCGAUUGCCAAAAAAAUAUGGUUGUUAGACAAUAAAGAUCAUACAUAACUGUUUCCGAGGAGACAAGAUUGUCCAAAUUAUUGUAUUGCGUAUGACGCAACAAUAUUGGAAUAAGACUAUUAAUUUUGUACUGAAAGCCAACUUGCAUAUAAUUUACAGUCAUGAUCCGUUAUUGUAAACGCGUGAUGAAAUUUUCGUAUCCAUUACUUUCGGAUUGUACUAAAAACGAGCGGUGAUCUUUUUGUAGAAGGUGAUGUAUUGUUUAAUGUACGUUCGGUGGAACACGUAUUUAACACACUAUAACGCACGGUUAAACAAAUUCACAUUGAUUAAAAUUCUCGAUAUACCUCGUAAUAUCUCGUGUAAACGUAAUGAUACGUAAUGCUCAAACAUUAGGCAUUACGCUGCGCUACGUUGUUAACAUCGAUUGUUCUUAUAUAAUUGGAAAGUCAUUUGCGAUAGUUUCGUUUUGCUUUUUUUAGCUAUAUAAUUAUUAAACAGUUUGAUUUAUAAUAAACGUUUU